AUGAAAGCAAAGACAGAAAAGGAAUCGUAUACAGCAAUCUUUGACUUACAAUCAGUUCUAGAAACACCAAGUACAUUUGCAGGAGAGCUGUUUUACUCAAGGAAACUCCAUGCAUACAAUUUGUCUGUGUAUUCCCUUGGUAUAUCAGACCCUAGUCAAUAUAAGUCACCAGGUCUCACUAAGUCCAGUGGACUACCACCUAAACUUAGACCCUUCAAGUUAAAGAUGCCAAAGGCGUAUAGUAACAGUGAAACACACACCACGGCCGAUGCCUCAACACAGACGGUGUCCCUUACACCUACUGAGGACCUCAAAGACCCAUUUCAAACAAUGAUGCCUACAUAUUCGGCGUUCAAUGGCAAUAGCUACGGCGGAGGCAUGUCAUCCUUAGCAGGUCUCAAUGUUGACUUUUCUGGUGUUAACAUUAAUGACUAUACACCACUGGCUACACCAGAGGACUUUGCAUGUGGAAGUAGUGUGGAUGAUUAUAGACCUUUUGGGUCACCUAGAGCUAUGUCAAGUGUAAGGAUUUUAGCGAAACAACUGGGGCUACAGUUGAUACAAGCCUACAAAGAUGCCAUGCUCAUUGAAUAUGAUAUGGUCAAAAAGUCUAUGAAGGAGGUCAAGCAGUUGUACCAAAGAUAG
This is a messenger RNA of Owenia fusiformis, 645 nucleotides long. Lineage: Eukaryota; Metazoa; Annelida; Polychaeta; Sabellida; Oweniidae. The record is from the annotation of a GenBank genome assembly.